AUAUUUAUAAAUAAUGACAUAUAAGUACUUCUUACUUUUGAUCUUUGACAUCACCUUCUUUAUUACUGAGCAAUGAAAGAAUAGUGGUACUAUGAAGACAUAAUUUGAUAGCCUUAUCAUUUAUAAGUGUGUUACUUAUAACACUCUGCAGUACAUUCCCGAUGUCUUCUUCUUUUCGCCUUCGUCCAGGGUCUGUGUACUCUACAAAUACAACGAUUUCAAAGAUUUCAGCGCGAAAUUCAUGCAUUGUACAGCAUCAACGACAUACGUUUAUACUUUGCUUGGAGCAUUAAUAACCUGGCAUUUAAAUGCAUUAGAGACCUCCUGGUCGUCUGGAUCUUCUCCUCAACGGGUUUAAAAUCGUCCAACGUAAUCGCGCCGAUCGGAAACUUGUUGAGCACCGCAUUUAGACUCUUUACAGAUUGCUCCAACUUGUCAAGCUCCAUUUUGACAGCUCACCGUCUAUUUCUGUUUUUGAAUCUGAAAACAAAUACAUAUGUCUUCUUACAAAUCCAAAGUUACUAGAUCCCAAUUUAUUACUAGAACAUUCGAGUGACCAGCUGGGAAUAUAAUUCAUUUGAUCUGAUUGGUCGAUCAAAUAUUUCUAGUGGUUUGAUUGGUUAUCUGAAUCUUUGGAUAUUUGCUAGAAUUGUUUACAAUUUUAGCUGCAGUUGUCACUGAAAUAGAUGGACUCUCGAGGUAACAGUACCUCGUCAAUGCUCUCGUCUAUGAAGUUUUGCUUCGUGUUUACAUAGAUCCGUUUCCAUGGCAGCGGAUUUGAAUUUCGGAGUGUCCUAAAUAUUUGUAUAGCAAUAUAUAUAUCUUUGCCCCGGGGAUUUGUUAUAUUUUAUAUGCAAUAUUUUAAGAAACGUAACGAAAUAUGAUAGAAGCGGUUGAAUCUGACGUGCAAAUUAUUUUGAGCAUAAAAGAAGGAAAGGGUUUUGAACAAGUUUUACAACCAACAUUAUUGAUUGGAACCUUAAAUGGACAUUCUCUAGAAACUGACAGGAUAGAACCAAGUUCAAAUCCACAAUAUGCAACUGACUUAAUUUGGGAGACCAAUAAAACUGCAUUAAGGAAAAUGCGAUCAGGACAAGCUGCAUUGAAAUUAGAAUGCUUUGUUUUUAAAGAGAACAAGGCCAAAGAGAGAAUUGGAUAUGUUUUGUUAAGUAUACGUUCUGCUCACAUAAUAUUUAAACAUGGAGAUUUAAGCCCAAAAGCAAAUUGGCACAAGUUGUUGGGAUUAAGAAAUGAUCUUAAAGUACAAAAACCUGAAUUACUUCUUACAUUAAGAGUUGAAAAUCGAAAAAAUACAGAUUUAAACUCAAUGGUGGAGAUAAGCAAUUCGAUGAUAGACAAUAAUAUUAUUCUGCAAAGUGAUAAAAUAAUACCUUAUUUGCAUCUCAACGAACAAUUGAUUCAAGUGGGUCCCUUGAAUAUCUGUUAUGAAUUAUUUUUAUUAAGUAUCACAGCCAUAUGUACAGAAAAUUUACAUCUGUUAUUACCUGAACAUUUAAGCAAUCAUGGUGUUGUGCAUUUUGUAUAUCGAGUUUUAGAAAAUGAUGUAGAACUGAAAGCAUUCAACAUAGAGUACAAAAGAUCUAAUAUUUUUCAUGAAAAAGUGAUAAUGAGAAUACGAAGUUCUUUGAGUGUAUUAAAGCAUUAUCUACAAUUGAAACCAAAUUUGUUAAUAUUUCUGAAACAUGAAAAUAAUAUAAUAGCUGAAUCAUUAGUUAAUUUGCAAUCAUUAGUACCCAUGGAUAAUCUGCAAGAAUUUCUGAAAUACAAUGCAAACGCGAGUAUUAUCCUACAUGAACGAUGUUUUCUAACUAAACUAAAUGCAACUGAGAAACCCAUUGAAAAUCAACAUCAAAAAUCUUAUCUCGAUUUACAACUUAAAUUGCAAUAUAUUGAAAAUAAAAUGGAUAUUGUGCAUAAUCCUGAUACAUUAAUAAAUCCUGACAAUUCUGUGAUAUCUCGUAUUCAAUAUCAUAAUGAAGAAAAUAUGAAUAAUGUUGGUCAGAGAUGCCCAGAGAUAGAGUCUCACAGGAAUCCUAGUGGCGAUUUUGGAAAAAUUAGUUUGAAGAAUACACCACGUGAAAUGAAGUUGUUUAAUGCAACAGAGUGUAAAAAUAUAAAUGAUCAAUCUGAUUGUCAAUGCAUAAAACACCAAAUGGAUAAAAAUAUAUAUUCACGUUCGUGUAAUGCAAUACCUUGCCUUAAUAAAGAUUCUAUAUCUGUAGGAUCUUAUCAUUGCUAUUGCUUACAUAUUUCACUUGCGGCAAUAACAUUAAUACAAUCUACAAAAUUAUCUGGACGUCAAAUUGAAUUUCGAUUUCAUCAUCCAAAAGCUGAGAUCACGUCGAUGGUACAUGCGACAAUGCCAGUUUUAUCUGGCGAAAAAGUUAAAUUACAAGAAAUCGGAUGUCAAUUUCACUUUAUAUCUACGCCAAAUGAAAUAAAACAAUUAUUACAAUCUUUUCCACCAAAGAUCAGUAUGUAUGAUGCAAACGAAGGAGCUGAACCAUUAUCACUAUCGACACUUGAUUUAAAACCCUUAUUUUAUCAGGAUAAGCCUGAAUGUCAAUAUAAAUUAUCUCUGUACAAUGCAGAUCAAAAAUGUAAAAUUGGUGAAGUAGACAUUGUACUUAAACUAGAGAAUCGUGGACCACAUUUUAUAUUAAAGAAAGAAACUAUUGGUAAAAAUUUAGGCCCACCAAUAUUGGAUGAUAGUUUAGCAUAUAAAAUAGUAGAUGAACUGGAAACUUGGAAAGAACGACAAAAGGAAAUGUUUAAAACCGAACUCAAGAAAAAGGAAGAACGACAUCUGAACAUGUUGAGCGAGGAAUGGCGAAAACAGAGAGAGAAUCUAGAAUCGAAACUCGCUUGUAGUGUCGAGCAAUGCAAGAUAUUAGCCAACAGUUUGAACAAUGCUACUGAAGAUUUAAGAAUGCGCAGAUUAAAAAGUCUGGAAAACGAGACCAGAUUAAUUAAAGCAAACGAAGAUUUACAAUGGAGAUAUGAAAACAAGUUACAAGAACUUAAGAAUACUUUAGAGGUGAUGCAAAGUGAUCUUACGUCAAAGAUCAUUAAAUUAGAAGAAAAGAAAACUGCUCUAGAAGCGCAAGUAGAAAUAUUAUUGUUCGAAAAUGAAACUUUAAAAUCAUCAACAAGUAAACAGGCAGAUGAACUACAAAUGUAUCAAAAGGCAUCUUUAACUAAAGAUCAAACAGCGUCUUUGUUGCAAGAAUUAAAAAUUCUUGAGGAAAAAUUGGACAACGCCCAGAAAGGAAAAUCAUUUUUUAAAGAACAGUGGGGAAAAGCGGUUCGUGAGAUACACAAAAUGAAAGUAGAACAUCAACAUGCCAUGCAAGUUCAAAUCAAGAACAGUAAGGAAGAGCUGAAAAAUGUGGAUCUAGCCGAAAUUUUAUCUUUAGACACAAGAGCUUUAAAUAACGAUCAAAUGUUGCUAAAAGAACUUCAGAAGGAGAUUGAUGUGAUUAAGCCGAAACAAUCUUUUGUUUCGAAAGACGACUACAAUCGAAUAUAUGCAAGACCCAACGAUGUUUACUCCAAGAUUUUUUGUAACGGUAAUAAAAGUGGAUCCGAUAAAUCAGAAGAGUAUAAUGAUCGAUUGCAGAUACUGAGAGAGGAACGUGAUUCUCUUUUAAAAACCGGAAGUUACGCGGCUGACGAUAUAGUGAUUAAAAAACUUAAUACAGAAAUACAAUUCUUAUUAGUAAACAGGUAACUAAUUUAUUUAUUGGCUUAAUUUUUGAUUAAUAUAUUUCUAUGUUAUGGGGGGAGAGGGGGGGACAUAUACAUACGAUCUCCGAAUAAAAAUCUAUGAUUGUACAUAGUACGAAACAAUUUAUAUAUAUUUAUACAAAUAAAUAUUUUUAUAUGA
Molecule: messenger RNA, 3907 nt
Organism: Nylanderia fulva
Lineage: Eukaryota; Metazoa; Arthropoda; Insecta; Hymenoptera; Formicidae
Gene: rha
Product: protein rha
Biological process (GO): positive regulation of centriole elongation; interkinetic nuclear migration
Cellular component (GO): centrosome
Source: RefSeq, a predicted model, not a curated record